UGUAAACAAGUUUUAAUUUGUUAUCAAAAAUAUAUUUAUUAACAGGAAAAUACAUUUAAAUAAUAAUUAAUGGAGAACCUAAAGCCAGCAAUUUUGGUGAAAGAUGAUAUAUAUAUGAAGGAACUCUCUUCAGAAGAAUUUAAAAGAAUUUUGAAUUCCUGGCUUGAAGAAAAAGGUGUUUUGUUAGACAUGAAAUCAUAUUUGAAGUUUCAAAUGAUUAAUAUGUUACGAAGUACAGUUAUUGGAAAUAAUAUAUGUAAGAAACCAGUUUACUCGCUUGCUCAGCAAGCAGUUCAUUUGAUUGUUGCUGAAUAUUUAUUACAAAAUAAGUGCAAUUUCACAUUGUCUGUGUUCAAUACAGAAGUUCAAUUAACAAAUAUUUUACCAGAAGCAAAAUUAUUUAGGAGUGUUUCUACAGACAGUGAACAUUCCAAAGUUUUUGAUAAAGAAAAUUUGGAAAAUAUAUUAGAGUUAAUAGGAUUCCCUAAACAAACUGAACAGUUUUUAAAUAUUGUUGAAAACUAUUUAAGUCAUAACUGUUCAUUAUUAAGUUGCUUAGUGAAUUUUUACAGUAAUAAUAUAGUGGUGCCUAAAGAAAAUAAACAUGAUUUAAGUUUUAAUAGUGCAGAUGAUAAUGAUGUAGAUGAAUUCUUGACAAAUAUUUUUCAAAUUAUUCAUACUUCUAAAUCACAGCCCUCAACUCAAAAAUAUUUAAAGGAAAACAUCAAGCAUUGUUACAAUUUAAAAUUGAAAUCAUUUGAAUCCCAAUGUAUUCAAUUAGUUGAUAAGUUUAAAAAAGAACUGGACCACAGAGCAUCAAAAAUUGAUAAGCUUUAUAAUCAAAAAAGAAGUUUGGAAAAACAGUUUCAAAAAUUGCAAGUCGAAUACCAGAUUUUAGAAGAAAUAAACAAAUUGUCAGUAGAGAAAAUACCUAAAGAAAAUAUAAUGCCUACUUUGUGUUCUUUUGAUAAUCAGUAUCAGAAAGAAAUUGAAGUGUUAAAAGAUGAAAACAACUCUCAAAAAGCUGUAAUUAAUAAACUAACAACUCAGUGUACUGAUUUACUAAAGGAAAUUAAUAUUUGUCACGAAAAAAUAAAUUUUAUGAAUAUUAAAAUGUUGGAAGAAGAAGAUGACCAAGAUAAUAAAUACUUGUCCCCAGAAAAUCUAAGUAUAAGUUCUGAUAGUUUUACUGAUGAUAUUAUAUUACAAGCUAAAGAGAAAUUAAGACAAUUAGAAGAAGAGAGUGCACAGCUAGAUGUAAAAUACGACAGUUUUAUUAAUAAAAAAGUUUCCUGA
Sitophilus oryzae (rice weevil) is the source of this 1296-nucleotide messenger RNA. RefSeq lists its product as uncharacterized. The coding region runs from base 70 to 1296 and encodes 408 amino acids. Gene Ontology annotation, molecular function: protein binding. NCBI's taxonomy places the organism in Eukaryota, Metazoa, Arthropoda, Insecta, Coleoptera, Curculionidae. The transcript has 2 exons. The record is from RefSeq and is a predicted model, not a curated record.